AUUAUGUCACUCCCCCCCAGUCAACGCAAGUCGUCCUUGCUCCUGCUCCGUUGUUAUAGUUAUAAACAUCCACCACCACCAACACCACAGACGCACUUGCUACCAAAUUCAUGGCCGCUACUGCUGAAUUUCCGUUUGCUUCCCCAUUCCCGACUGGUUUUGGUUUCCGUCCCACGGAGGAGGAGCUCAUCACCUACUACCUGAAGAACAAGAAUGUUGGCAACGAGUCUGUUGUUAGUUUUAUCAAGGAGAUUGAUCUGUACAAGUUCGAGCCCGAGCAACUCCCAGACAAAUCGUUUUUCCCGUCUGAUAAUUUUGAGUGGUUUUUCUUCCGGGCCAACACCUCCGACACUAAAAGAACCACCACUACUGGCUACUGGAAAUCCACCGGUAAACCCCGCCCAAUCAAGGCUCGAGGAACCAAUGAAGUGAUCGCAAGUAGACAAAUUUUUGUGUUCCAUCGAGGCAAGGGAGGCAAUGCUAUAAAGACCAAUUGGGUGAUACACGAGUAUAAGCCUCACCCAGACACUAAAAUCCCUUCCCAGCACCCAUUCCUCGUUUUUCGAUUGAAGGAAAAUGCAGAAGAUGGGCAGAGCAGUACCGUUGCUUCUCACAGGACUAAGAAAGUCACACAGGGAGGAGAAAUCCGGGAGAUGAACAGAGACGAACAAUUAUCGGAGUGUGAGCCCCUAGGGAGUUGUACCCAACAACCUAUCGAUGCCUAUGAUGAUGGAGUUGAAGUCAAUACACAGCAGCAGAUACAGCCUGGAGCUGGAGCUUCUGAAGAUGAAAAUUUCACUCAGAUUUUGAAGUGGAUAUUCGAUCCGGAAGGAAGCUUAGAUGACGAUGCGACCUCAACGAUAUGCAGGUCCCCAUUGCGAUCCGAACCAGAACCAGAACCAGUUUUAACGGAUUUUCAACCUUCGAAUGGCAAUCGUGGUGAAGUAAAUAAGCGAUCAUCUGAGAGUGAAUUUGAUGAGUAUAAGCAGUGGAUGAACUCGGAGGUGAAGGAUAAAAACUUGGAUGAGAUGACACCAAACAACCACUUUAACCGACGCUACACUAAAAGAAGGCAUGUGAGGACUGAUAAACUUCAAAGUGGACAUAUCGUACUUCAAAGUGGACGCGACCCUGAUACCAAUAAUACAUACCGACUGGUCGUUGUUGCUGUAGCCUUGCUAGCCAUCGUAGUGGCCGUAAUGUUUGCCAAGAUGUGGUGCUAAACCGACACAGGCGCUGAUGAUUAGCAUGAAGCAUUGUAUUAAUCUUGUCUUGUUCAUACCACGUAUGUCUCUUCUGCCUAACACAAGGCUUCAAGCUUUGUGACCAAAAACUUAGUGCCAUGAGCACAAAAGCUCUGCUUCACAAAAUAAAUAAAUAAAUAAACUUUUAAUCAUGAA
Messenger RNA from Cucurbita maxima (winter squash), 1400 nucleotides. Its product is annotated as NAC domain-containing protein 62-like. The coding region runs from base 111 to 1223 and encodes 370 amino acids. Gene Ontology annotation, biological process: regulation of DNA-templated transcription. Gene Ontology annotation, molecular function: DNA binding. The record is from RefSeq and is a predicted model, not a curated record. The transcript is spliced from 4 exons. NCBI's taxonomy places the organism in Eukaryota, Viridiplantae, Streptophyta, Magnoliopsida, Cucurbitales, Cucurbitaceae.